This is a messenger RNA of Paramecium pentaurelia, 1152 nucleotides long. Lineage: Eukaryota; Ciliophora; Oligohymenophorea; Peniculida; Parameciidae. The record is from the annotation of a GenBank genome assembly.
AUGAAAUCCAUAGUUUUGUUAGUAUUGGUUGCAACAGCCUUCGCUACUAAUUUAGCCGCUUUCGAGAAACUUGAAUAAUCCAAACUUGGAAAGACAUUGUUGAACACAAUUGCUAUUCAAAUGCAAACAGGUGAACCAUUAGAAAGAAUUUUCUCUACACUCUAUGAUUUGGAAGAGAGAUAUCAAAACGACUAAAGAGAAGACGAUGCUGAAAACAAAGCCUUCUAAGGUGUUUGUGAUGCUGAUCUUGCUGGUCUUAACUAAGAAAUUGCCAACCUUGAAUAAAGAGACACAGAAUUAUAAGCCAAACUCGACGAACUUCAACCAGUCCAUGAUUAAAAGGUCGGAUAAAGAGUUGCCAAAUUAGCUGAAAAAGCUCUCCUCUAAAAAGUUAUCGAUGAAGCUUAAGCUAAAAGAUAAGAAUAGAAUGAUGACUUCGAAGCUUAAAGAGAAGAAUUCACAUUUGUCUCAGGUGUUCUUGCUGAAGCUAGAAGACUCUUCACAGACAAUUUAUAAGCCCCAGCUUUCUUAUAAAAGGGAUCAAGUGAAGCCGUUCACUAUACACCAUAAGUUUUUGCUUAAGUUGCUACUCAUUUAAAUGCCGCUGCUCACAAAGCCGGUUAAAUGAAACACAUUAGAACUUUCGGAAAAGCCAUCAAACUUAUGGCUUCUUUGGCUGUCAAAUCUUAAUAAUAUGCUAACUAAGAAUUAACCGGAAGAAUCAUUCAAUUAAUCGAUGACUUAUAAAACUAAUUGAGCUAAGCUUUCGAUUUAGCCAGAAAGACUGAAGAUGCUAGAAGAUAAGCUUAUGAAGCAUACAAUACACUUUUGAACAGAGAUAUGAAUAAGCUAAACUCUGCAAUUGCCAAUUUAGAAGCUGAAAUCUAAUCAUUGGCUGAUUAACUUGCUGCCACUCACAGCUCAUAAGAUGACAAUGCUGCCAGACUUGAAGCCAAGACCUAAUAAAGAGAUGACAGAAGAGCAGAAUGUUAAUAAGCUGCUUAUGAAUAUUAAUAAAGAAGAACUGCAAGAGAUGGAGACAGAUAAACUGUUUCUGACUUGAUUGGACAUUUGAAUAGCAACAUGAGAGACUUAAAGGAAUACAUUGCCAUGAGAGUUGCUGCUGGUGAUUCUGAUUUGAGCUAAUGAUUU